GACAUAAUGCCACCGUGAAGUAGGGCCUUGGGGGACAGAGUUAGAAAACAUCACAGUAUAGUUGAAAUGGUUCACGCUAAGAGUCGGUUUAAACGAUUCCAUGUAAAAUGCCCUUCGUCUUUCAUUCGAUUCGGGAUAUUCGUGUUCCUCAACUACGAACAGCUGUUGAAAACGGAACGUUGCCAUAUUUCCAAACACGUAAGGAAAUACCCAUUCGAGAGUAACUUCUACGGAAUAUGUAGUCCACUUGUUUUAGACAAUCACUUAUUAGUUUAUGAUCCCUUUAUUCCUCAGGCAUCCGCUAUGAACGCGAUCCUUUGAAUUUUUUUUCUUUAAAUACAUUGCUACAAUACAAUCUGGCAAACCUGCUUCUCAACCAGCUGUGAGGUUUCCCGCGCUUGCCCGCGCUGAUUAACGGUAUUGACUUGGUGGCGCCGGCGGCUAGUUGAGUAUCGCGAAGUUUGUACUGCUUUCGCAAAUGAAUUCUGUGCGUUUCCGGUAUUGUGUAACUACACGAAGAUUUUAGUACGAAUGUUAAUUUCAGUAAUUAACUUAAUGUUUAUACAACUGUGAACGAAGACACAUGUAAACGAGCCAUAGGGGAAGAUAUCAAAUCACCUGUGAAUAGGACUUCUAAUUAAUUUUUGUAAAAUAUUAAAUAAGACUGUAUUUAUACAUUGUGCAGAAUAUCGAAUUUUGUGUUGUGUGACGCGUAUCAGCGCCUAAUAGAUUUCAAGACAUAACUGAAAACUAUGUCACCAACUCAAACACGGUUAAAAUUUAGGUGUAAAAAGAGAGCAUCAGUGGAAGUUUGUAAAGAGAAUGAACCCACUGUUUUGAAACAAAAUGUGGAAGGAAGUACCGGAGAUUGUAUUAAAGUGGAAGACGAAAACGUGCGGCGUAGUGGUGGUAAAAGGCAAUCAGUUCGACGUGAUGAGAAAGGAAAUGUGAGUCCUCCAAAAAGAGAUAAGUUAUCUAGUGAUGAAAAAUCUCCAUCACCAUCACAACGCCUUAGUAACUUGUAUAUUAAUGAUAGAAAUUCUGGAGAACAUAUACUUCCAAAACGGUUAUUUGACAAAGGCAAAGUAUCUGAAUUGCGAACCUGCUAUCUUGAUUGUGGUUGUUUUCGCCAAGCACGACAAGCUUUACAUAGCUCUACGCCAUCUGCCUUACCAGGUCGUGAAACUGAGAUUCAAGAGUUGAAAACUUUUCUGUCUGAGAAGUUGAAAAAGGCUGCAACUGGAACACUGUACAUAUCUGGACCUCCAGGAACAGGGAAGACUGCCUGUUUAACUUCUUUAUUACAAGAUCCUGAGUUUAAGGAUUUCCGCAGCAUAUAUGUAAAUUGUACUUCCAUGAAAUCAUCUGGAACCAUAUAUUCUCGUAUUUGUGAGGAACUGAAACUAAAGGUUUCUGGUAAAGGAGAAAAAGAGUACUUGCAAGUUCUUGACAAAUUCUGGAAUUCAAACAAAAAAAUGACGAUUCUUAUUCUUGAUGAAAUAGAUCAAUUGGAGAGCAAGAGACAAUCAGUCUUGUACACAAUAUUUGAAUGGCCUUCAAAACUAAAUAGUCAUCUUGUACUAAUUGGUGUUGCCAAUGCAUUGGACUUGACUGAUAGGAUAUUGCCUCGUUUGCAGGCGCAUUUAAAGCUCAAACCUGAACUUAUGCAUUUUGCUUCGUAUACAAAGGAACAAAUUGUUCGCAUAUUGGCAGAGAGACUGAAAGAGAUGGAUGUUACUGAUGUUUUCUCCCCUUCUGCCCUUCAAUUAUUAGCAGGAAAAGUGGCAUCGGUUUCAGGUGAUAUAAGACGUGCUUUGGACAUUGGAAGAAGAGUUCUUGAAUUGGCAGAAGCUGAAAAAUUAUCACAAAUUGCUCCCUUACAACCAUCUACUGAGAGUGCAUCAAAUACAUCGAGUCCUAGAAAGAAAACCAAUGGAUCUGUUCAUCUGAAGAUAGUAAUGGAUGUACUGAACUCUGUUUAUGGUACAUCACAGUCUCUUUGCAAAUCAAAUGAAGGUUCUGAUGAAGAUAAUUUUCCACUGCAACACAAGCUGCUCGUUUGUACAUUACUACUCUUGCUCAAGAAAGGAAAAACAAAAGAUGUAUCUGUUGGCAAGUUGCAUGAAGUGUAUCGUAAAGUGUGUAAGAAGAGAAAUCUAGUUGCCGUGAGUCUGGCUGAGUUUUUUGGUGUGUGCCAACUUGUUGAAACAAAAGGAUUACUUCAAGUUCAAACCAAGAAGGAAACAAGAUUAGCUAAGGUUCGUCUUAUGUGGGAUGAGGAAGAAGUAGCUACUGCUCUGAAGGAUAAGCAUCUUCUCGCUGCUGUUUUGAGUGAUACUACUGUGUUAUAGCAUCUGACUGAACAAUGUAAUUUAUUUUAUAUAUUGUUAUGACUAAACCAAGUUAAGUCAAUGAAUCAUUGCAAUGAAUUGAUUGUAAAUUAAGUUGGGAAAAUAAAUCUUUUGUAAUAAAGAAAUA
Messenger RNA from Gryllus bimaculatus (two-spotted cricket), 2478 nucleotides. The record is from the annotation of a GenBank genome assembly. Lineage: Eukaryota; Metazoa; Arthropoda; Insecta; Orthoptera; Gryllidae.